Photinus pyralis (common eastern firefly) is the source of this 593-nucleotide messenger RNA. RefSeq lists its product as uncharacterized. The record is from RefSeq and is a predicted model, not a curated record. The transcript is spliced from 3 exons. NCBI's taxonomy places the organism in Eukaryota, Metazoa, Arthropoda, Insecta, Coleoptera, Lampyridae. Gene Ontology annotation, biological process: positive regulation of voltage-gated potassium channel activity; sleep; regulation of synaptic transmission, cholinergic. Bases 118 to 516 code for a protein of 132 amino acids.
UUCCUCUUUUCAUUUGACUGUGCGCGUGUCUUCUUUCGGUCAUGAUCGGCAACCUCCAAAUGUAUACAGUGUUAGCCUUGCGGUUCUUGCUAAUUGACGUAGAGUUGUAACAUAGAAAUGUGUUCAAAGUACGUUUUAGCGACACUAAUCUUGUCGACCUUGUUUUACUUCGGGCACUCAAUCAAAUGCUGGAACUGUAGAUCCGACAUAGAUCCACAUUGCGGCAGCGUUUUCAAUAACGCCACACUUUCGAUAUACGAUUGUAACUUAGAUAGACCAUUUGAAGGGAAAUCCACGCGGUGUCAAAUAAUGAAGAGGAAAGUGGAUGGCGUUUGGAUCUAUUUUCGAAAUUGCGCACCGCCAGAUGACCCCAAAUAUGACUCCUAUAGGGCAGAGUGUUCGAGUUCGAAUGCAGAGUGCUUUACUUGUGAAGGAAGGGAUGGAUGUAACGCUUCCAGUCAAUUACGUUGGUCACCCUGGUUUAUGAUGUGCUUACUCCCACUGCUUAGGCGUUAGCGUGUAUUUGCGGGAGUAUUAUAGAUGUACCUUAUUUUUUAACUAUGAAGAAUUUCCUACAAAGUUGCAAACCCUUA